UUGUAAAGUGCGAAAUUUGCAAUAAAUUUUGGUACUUCCAUUUUAUGUUGAAAUUAAGAAAACAAAUUAGUCAGUAAUUAAUUUGAAAUUGUUACCGCUGCGCGUUAAAGUGUUAUACCCUCAUCGCAAUUGUAUUUUUCAAUGGUGUACAUAGUUUAAAAUUUCUUCUCCACAUGUCGUCGACGCCGUUGUCGUCACCAGCAGCAGCAAAAUAAGUAUACGUGCUUAAGUUGUGUUGAGCAGUGACGAAAAAAGAAAACAAGAAACGUACAUAUAAAAAGCAAAGUACAUCACAUAACAAUAACAACAAUAACAAAAGAAAAGGGCCGAAACAAAAGCAACGAAAGUUAAGCACUUUGGUUUUGUCUUUUGCUUUCGGUUUGUUCAUUGUCGUCGUUUCUUUGGCAAGCUUAACUCCUUCGGCGCAGGCAAAGUAGAAGUGAAAAUAAAGUCCGCGUUCAACACUCUUUCACGACAACAACUACAACAAUAAAACGACGUUCCCCAACACGCACACAAUACAAUUGAGCGCCUUUAGUGGGAGAGUGAGAACGGGAGUGUCAGCAGUGCGAUUGGGAGCGAGAGCGCGACCGCAACUCCUUGGCCUUAUUUGAUUGUUGUUGUUGUGUGGCUAGUCGUGUUGAGUUGUUGUGGCUUGUUGUGUGUUGCCUCCUGCUAACUCGCGCGCGCUGCUCAACGAAAACUGUUCAACUGUCAUGGCCGGUAAUGGAGAGGCCUCCUGGUGCUUCUCACAGAUCAAGGGCGCCUUAGAUGAUGAUGUCACCGAUGCGGAUAUCAUAUCCUGCGUUGAAUUCAAUCAUGACGGCGAGCUGUUGGCCACGGGCGACAAAGGAGGUCGCGUCGUCAUCUUUCAGCGUGAUCCCGCCUCAAAAACCUCCAAUCCUAGACGCGGUGAAUACAAUGUCUACUCGACAUUCCAAUCGCAUGAGCCUGAAUUUGAUUAUCUCAAAUCGCUGGAAAUCGAGGAGAAAAUCAAUAAGAUACGAUGGCUGCAUCAAAAGAACCCCGUGCACUUUCUGCUCUCCACCAAUGAUAAAACGGUGAAAUUGUGGAAAGUGAGUGAGCGCGAUAAGUCGUUUGAGGGCUAUAACACGAAAGAGGAGAAUGGUCUCAUCAGAGAUCCACAAAACGUAACCGCCUUACGAGUUCCUUCUGUAAAGCAAGUGCCGCUAAUGGUUGAGGCUUCACCACGUCGGACUUUCGCCAAUGCACACACCUAUCACAUCAAUUCAAUUAGCGUUAAUUCGGAUCAAGAGACUUUCCUAUCAGCCGACGAUUUGCGUAUCAACCUCUGGCAUCUGGAGGUGGUUAAUCAGAGUUACAAUAUUGUUGACAUCAAGCCAACCAAUAUGGAGGAGCUGACGGAGGUCAUAACCGCAGCUGAGUUCCAUCCGACCGAAUGCAAUGUAUUUGUAUACUCCAGCUCCAAAGGGACAAUACGAUUAUGUGAUAUGCGAUCAGCGGCACUUUGUGACCGUCACAGCAAGCAAUUUGAGGAGCCUGAAAAUCCAACGAAUCGCAGUUUCUUUAGUGAAAUAAUCAGCUCCAUAAGUGACGUUAAGCUGAGCAACUCGGGUCGCUAUAUGAUCUCCAGAGACUAUUUAAGCAUCAAAGUUUGGGACUUGCACAUGGAGACAAAACCAAUUGAGACCUACCCGGUUCACGAAUACCUACGUGCCAAGUUGUGCUCGCUCUAUGAGAACGACUGCAUCUUUGACAAGUUUGAGUGCUGUUGGAAUGGCAAGGAUAGCUCUAUAAUGACGGGCAGUUACAACAAUUUUUUCCGCGUAUUUGAUCGAAAUUCGAAAAAAGAUGUCACUCUCGAGGCAUCCAGGGAUAUUAUUAAGCCCAAGACGGUGCUAAAACCGAGAAAAGUUUGCACUGGCGGCAAACGAAAGAAGGACGAGAUCAGCGUUGAUUGUCUCGACUUCAAUAAGAAAAUCUUACAUACCGCUUGGCAUCCCGAGGAAAAUAUUAUAGCUGUGGCCGCGACUAAUAACCUGUUCAUAUUUCAGGAUAAAUUUUAGCUAAAACUUCUACUGCAAGCAUUGUACACACCACCCACGCCCAUUACUAUGGCCUUGGCAAAGCCUUGGCAACAGUGGCAACAGUCGGCUCAUUUAAAUGAUAAUUCGAUUGAUUUGUUUCAAAAGCGCCGUCAAAAUUCAUAUAAAUUGUUUGCUUAUCAUUGAUCCAAGACCCUUCCUACCCACACAUAAACAACAGCAACAACAACACAAAAAUGCCAUAGCAAAAGCUUUGUAACAUUUUUCCUUAGUGAUACGUACAAUAUAAAUAAACAAAUUUUAUACAUAGAUAACAUUUAUAUAUUUAAUGAUGAAGCAGAAUUAUAAUUUUCUUCUAGCGCAAUUAAAGAAACAAUCGAAUUAUCAAACGUAGUGUACCAAGUUUUUUUUUUUAUAUUAAUAUGCGCCCAAGUAUUUCUAACAAAAAUUAUAUCUAAAAUUACAAAAAGAAAAAAAACAAUGAAAAAAUAUACAUACAAAACGCAUAUUAAAAUUUUUGUUC
Molecule: messenger RNA, 2550 nt
Organism: Drosophila sulfurigaster albostrigata
Lineage: Eukaryota; Metazoa; Arthropoda; Insecta; Diptera; Drosophilidae
Gene: tws
Product: protein phosphatase PP2A 55 kDa regulatory subunit
Exons: 5
Coding region: 717-2048 (443 amino acids)
Biological process (GO): peptidyl-serine dephosphorylation
Cellular component (GO): cytosol; protein phosphatase type 2A complex
Molecular function (GO): protein phosphatase regulator activity; protein binding
Source: RefSeq, a predicted model, not a curated record